This is a messenger RNA of Sparassis crispa, 258 nucleotides long. RefSeq lists its product as hypothetical. NCBI's taxonomy places the organism in Eukaryota, Fungi, Basidiomycota, Agaricomycetes, Polyporales, Sparassidaceae. The record is from RefSeq and is a predicted model, not a curated record. The coding region runs from base 1 to 258 and encodes 85 amino acids. The transcript has a single exon.
AUGCCGCAGUCACCCUCUUCCCCACUCGUACUCAUGCCGAUGCCCGCGCACAGAAAGAGCAGCAGUCAGAAACUGGGGCAGGACUCGCGUGGCGGAUCACGCAAGCAUAUCAGCAUGCAGUCCCUGGUGCCCACGAGCCGGCGGGCAAGCCAGCAGCAGGUGCGGGAGCGGGAACGCGAGGGAGAAUGCAAUGCGGGGCUUAGCCUGCACCCAUAUGCAAUGGUGCCGAGCCCGGGUGGGUACUGCGCAAUGGCGUAA